UAUUCAUCAAGAACCAAAAGCUAAGGCUCAAAUAGAAAGGAAAGAAUGAUGACCAAGUUUCUUAAAUAAUGCUAUAAAAGAGCAAAAGAUCAAAAAUAGUGCGUCUCCUAAGAGAGACAUACAAAUAAGGAAGGAAAAGCUUGACCAAUACACUAAGCUUGUUAAGGAUCUUCAUCCUCCAAAAGUGAGUAAGCUAAAAGCAAAAGAAAUGAAAGCAUUAAAAGAUGCAAUAAUAAAUACAAGAGCUCGUAACAAAAGUAGUAUUAGUUUCUCAAAGGAUGACAAAAAUAAGCUAAAUUCUCUGACAAAUUACAACUCAGAGUACGCGAACAGAUCGGCGAAUGGAUUUACUGUGCCAAGCCAUAGAGUACAGAAGAGCCACAUUACGUGGAACUUUGAGAAUAAUUUUUUGCCAAAGCCUAAAGAAAAAUAAAGAGCCAAAAGUAACGGACUUCUUAAAAGAACAAAGAGAAAAGAAGUCAAUUGAGAAUUUCAACAUAAAAUUAGAGCCUAAGUUGAGAGGUUCUGAAAGGAACUUCCAGAGAGGGAAAAGAAACUCUCCUACUAAUAACUCAAUGGAUAUCAGAAAGCAUAGCAAUCUUAUUGAAGAAGGAAGUCCUCAGUCAUCCAAAGAGUUUUAUUCAAAGUUCAAGAACAGUCAUGUUGAAGAUCCAGAGAUCAGGAACCAACAAAUUGCUGUAGCAAGAGCCCAUGCUAAAAGAUCUGAGGAAGAAGUUAAUAGAAUUGAAAUGCAGAUGAAAUAUAGCAGAGGCACUAACGUCAAAGAUGUUGUCAGCAUGAAUGAGAUCCUACUCGGAGCAAUAGAAUCUAAACUUAAUAUUUUAGAUAGAAUGAAUGAUUUAUAG
Messenger RNA from Moneuplotes crassus, 866 nucleotides. Lineage: Eukaryota; Ciliophora; Spirotrichea; Euplotida; Euplotidae. The record is from the annotation of a GenBank genome assembly.